Molecule: messenger RNA, 1089 nt
Organism: Culex quinquefasciatus (southern house mosquito)
Lineage: Eukaryota; Metazoa; Arthropoda; Insecta; Diptera; Culicidae
Product: zinc finger protein 425-like
Exons: 6
Coding region: 1-1089 (362 amino acids)
Biological process (GO): regulation of DNA-templated transcription
Molecular function (GO): DNA-binding transcription factor activity, RNA polymerase II-specific; RNA polymerase II cis-regulatory region sequence-specific DNA binding
Source: RefSeq, a predicted model, not a curated record
AUGCCGGGAGACGAACCAGAAUUUGAAACAGAAGUCAUUGUUAAGCAAGAGCUAAUUCUUGAUGACGAUGAGUUGGUUCCUUUGGAAGGAGAAGACGAAAUUCCACCUCCAAAGUGUCCAUUAAAUGUGUUCAAAUAUCGGUGCAAAACCUUCAAGGAGAGGUACCUGCUCGCCAAGCACGAAAGAGCUCACGAACGAUCCAACGAAAAGGUCAUCUCUGAAUUCCCGUGCCAACAUUGCAACAAAGUCUUUCAGGUCCUCUAUCUCUACAAGCGACACUUGAGGACGCAUGGUGCGGUCCGUUUCCGGUGCAGCGUCUGUCCAAAGUCCUAUAAAGGCCGUACAACGCUGAAGAAUCACGAGCAGGUCGUUCAUAACAUUGUUGCACCAGUAGCUGACAGUCCUAAGCCCGAUCCGGAUGAUCCGAAUCACUGUAAAGAGCAUCAGAAGGAAGUUCAUAGGGUUUUGAAAGGAACUGUGAGGAACGUGGAAGGGCAGUUCGUGCCAAACCAAGACUUCCAACCCGAAGCAAUCGUGAAGGAAGGGCAGUUCGUGCCAAACCAAGACUUCCAACCCGAAGCAAUCGUGAAGGAAGAAUUGAUCAUCGACGAUGUGUUCCAGCCCUGUGAAGAAAUUGAAGAUCAGGAGUUGCCACAGGUGGAUGGUCCCACGGAACCGCAAUCAUUUCACUGCCCGGUAUGUGAUAAAUCAUUUACGUGUAACAGAAAGUACUACACGCACCAACGAAGGCACAGGGAUCAAGCUUACACGUGUAUCACUUGCAAGAAGUCCUUCAAGGAAAAGUUCGAGCUCGAUCGGCACGUCAAACAGGUGCACCGGGAGCGACCGAAGCGCGCGCCUCCAGCGAUGAAAUUCCACUGCUCCGAGUGUGACAAAACGUUUACGCUGGAAAAGCUGUACAAGAACCACAUGGUGCGACAUGGGGAGCGCAUUUUCAAGUGCACCCUUUGUCCCAAGUCGUUUGUCCUAAAAUGUGACCUGCGAAAGCAUGAGAAAAGUGGUCAUAAAAUUUUCAAUAAAGAAACUACGGAUUGCGCUGAAAAUUCUUUCAUCAAGACGCAAGCUUGA